AUGUCUAAUUGUUUCCUAGUCCACGUUGGUGAAAUAUCAUCGUUGUCAUUUCUCCACUUCUUGAGGAAAACUGUCAAGGCAUAUGUGGGAUCAGUCUCCUUCACCGACUAUGAGCUAUAUCACAUCAUGCUCGAAACGGAAAUCCGACAACCAGCGGGCUCGGCGCUGGAUUUACCAACAGAGAAAAUAUAUUGUCUUCUAGAAUCAUAUUUUGAAGCCACUAGCGGAAUUCUGGACCUUUUUACACCACAUGAGAUAGAGUCCUUCGUCUCUGAAAGAUCUCUAUUUUCGAUGUUCACCAUACAUCCAAACUCCAGACGCGAAGACUCAGCCGCGCUAGAUCUUGCGCUGGCUAUUGGCGCUCAGGUUAGGGGGGGACCAGAGGAAGUCGAAAUCGCAAUGGGCUACUUCUGCCGUGCGCGUCAAGUAGCCUUUGAGGAUAUGUUGAUGGGACAAACCAUCAGCACCGUAAGGCUCUUUCUUCUUAUGUCUUUCUAUAUGCUCGGGGCAUGUCAUCGAAACACAGCGUCCAUGUUUUUGGGCGUGGCUGCGAAGGCUGCAAUUAUCCUGGAUCUCCACAUCUCAGGAAGUUACAAUGGUCUCCAGGAAGAUGAGUGCUGGUCUAGACGGCGGAUAUGGGAUAGCAUUCGAAACUUUGACAUGCUUAGUAGUUUCGUUCUCGGAAGACCUAGAAGUCUCCCCACAGCCUGGCAAGAUCUUGUUCAACCUGAGGGGUGUGCUGAGAAUGAGCCCGAACAAUUCCGCACACAAUCGACACCAUUUUGCGCAACUGUUAAACUGUGCAACCUACUCGAAGAUGUUACGAACACCCUCAGCAAAGAAAACAUCCUCCAUGUCCCCACUGCCGAGGAUCUCCUCGUUCGGCUCCGCCAGUGGAGUCACACAUUACCUCCAAACAUACGUCGAUUUAAACCGGUUACCGUCUCUUCUUCCCCUCAUCCAUCAAUUCCAUCAAUUUUAAGUGAAACCUCUUUCUUGACUCCUGCAGAUCGGCAACUACUGGCGGGGAACAUGCAUGUUUCUUGCAUUUACUAUUUUGCCGUGAUCCUAAUUACCAGACCAUAUCUAAUUGCAUACCUGAUGUCGCGGCUUCGCGGUAGAGCGCCUGAUGACCUCAUCAGAGAUCCCGAGGAGGCUUCUGAUGUGACUAUUAAAAAUAAUAAGGUUUCAAAGCUAGCCCAAGUCUGCGUGAGUGCGGCGGUGUAUAUGGUUGACAUGUGUCAAAAAGCGAAAGAGUCGAGUUUCACUUUUGGGAAUUUGUGUUUACUCAAAGCCUGGAUCUUCGGCGCCGGUCUCGUCCUCGGAUUUUCCAUGUUCGCCGGCGAGCCACGAAAGGACAUUGAAACAUGCUUCGAAAAUGCUAGAAAUAUCCUCGCCAGUAUAGCAACCACUAGUCCCCAGGCACGUCUUUAUCAUGAUAUUUUAACCAGUUUUGCCGAGGCUGUUACCAGACAUCGUCGUCGAGUGGCGGGCGAGGUGCGGCGAACAGUCCAGCACUACAUGGAUCAGAUCCUUGUUGUGGAACAAAAUCCUUUGGAUUCCUACCAUGAGACUCAACUAAAUAACAACUGGGAUUCUAAUGGGCAACCGCCGCAGUUCCCUGCUGCCAACUUGAUUGAAAACGCCGAUUCAAAUACGAGUGGCGUGCCCGACCCUAUCUCUGAUAGCACCAAAGGGGCGCAUACACUACUCCAACUAGCUGGUUCAUUUGAGAAUGAUGAGUAUGGUGACUGGAAUGACGUUGACAUGCAGUUUGCCGACGGAUUUAUUCCAGAUACCGAGCCGUUCGAUCAGUUGUUUUAUACGGUCGAAUAG
This is a messenger RNA of Talaromyces proteolyticus, 1836 nucleotides long. RefSeq lists its product as uncharacterized. Bases 1 to 1836 code for a protein of 611 amino acids. Gene Ontology annotation, molecular function: zinc ion binding; RNA polymerase II cis-regulatory region sequence-specific DNA binding; DNA-binding transcription factor activity, RNA polymerase II-specific. Gene Ontology annotation, cellular component: nucleus. Gene Ontology annotation, biological process: positive regulation of transcription from RNA polymerase II promoter by galactose; DNA-templated transcription. The record is from RefSeq and is a predicted model, not a curated record. Lineage: Eukaryota; Fungi; Ascomycota; Eurotiomycetes; Eurotiales; Trichocomaceae. The transcript is spliced from 4 exons.